Molecule: messenger RNA, 723 nt
Organism: Acyrthosiphon pisum (pea aphid)
Lineage: Eukaryota; Metazoa; Arthropoda; Insecta; Hemiptera; Aphididae
Exons: 2
Coding region: 76-723 (215 amino acids)
Source: RefSeq, a predicted model, not a curated record
AUUUACCAAUAAUAGUUUGCGUAAUUAUUUCUAAUAAAUUAUGAUUUAUAUUUUCAGCAUUUUAGUGUGCACAAUAUGAACACAUAUCAAUGCAUUUUUUGCUUAUUUGGUGCAGAAUCGCUCAAUCUUAUGAUCAUUCACUUAGCGAUGGAGCAUUUUGAAUACGAACCGUUAUGCUUGGAGCGAAGUCUGAUAGACAUUUUUUGCGACGACAAAAAGAUUGAAAAUCUUAUGAUUUUGAACAUUAAGAAAUCCAUACCCGCUGGUAUAAUGAAAGUUGUGGAUGCGAAACCACUAAAAAAUGUCAAUAAAAAAAAAUGUGAAACAGAUCCCGCUGACACAAUAUGUACGAAUACGGAAUCAGUUAACAUCGACAAUACUACUCAGGUCUCAAAAAGAAGUAUUAAAGAUGUGGAGCACCCAUCAAAAAACACACUAAAACCGGCCAUUGACAACAAGAAUAAUACGAUUACAUCCGAUGGAGUGAAAAGAAACGUUCUAAGAGAUGAACAACAAAUUCCAAAUGUUGAGGCAUCAAUCGUAAGUGAGAAAAAAAAAUCAUCAGUGUCAAUUUAUGAAAUUAUGAACAAUAUUGAAUUAAAAAAAAAGAUUGGAAAACCAUUUAAAGAAAAAGGUGUAAAAACCCUUUCAUCUGACGAACGAAUCGAUAAGUCCAAAAAACAUACAAAUAAGAAAUUGGAUAAUACAUGUAAAAAUGAAUGA